This is a messenger RNA of Oncorhynchus keta (chum salmon), 2048 nucleotides long. RefSeq names its product chaperonin containing TCP1, subunit 8 (theta) (gene cct8). Gene Ontology annotation, biological process: protein folding. Gene Ontology annotation, cellular component: chaperonin-containing T-complex. The coding region runs from base 110 to 1807 and encodes 565 amino acids. The transcript has 14 exons. NCBI's taxonomy places the organism in Eukaryota, Metazoa, Chordata, Actinopteri, Salmoniformes, Salmonidae. Gene Ontology annotation, molecular function: ATP hydrolysis activity; ATP binding; ATP-dependent protein folding chaperone. The record is from RefSeq and is a predicted model, not a curated record.
CUUUUCGACAGAGCACUUCCGGAUCUCUCUUCUGGCUUUGUGCAACUGCCGAGUUCCACGCUGCCGCUAACACAUCUUGGUUACAGAGGUUGCAAAAACAACAUUAAAAAUGGCUAUGCAUGUACCGAAAGCACCGGGCUUCGCCCAAAUGUUGAAGGAUGGCGCAAAGCACUACUCUGGUCUGGAAGAAGCAGUGUUCAGGAACAUUCAGGCCUGUAAGGAACUGGCUCAGACUACACGCACUGCUUAUGGACCCAACGGCAUGAACAAGAUGGUGAUCAACCACCUGGAGAAGCUGUUUGUGACCAACGACGCUGCUACCAUCCUCCGAGAGCUGGAGGUGCAGCACCCAGCAGCCAAGAUGGUCGUGAUGGCGUCCCACAUGCAGGAGCAGGAGGUGGGGGACGGGACCAACUUUGUCCUGGUGUUCGCCGGAGCACUGCUGGAGCUGGCUGAGGAGCUGCUGCGCAUGGGCCUUUCUGUGUCAGAGGUGAUUGAGGGCUAUGAGCUGGCGAUGAAGAAGAGUCUGGAGCUCCUCCCAGAGUGCGUGUGCGCUUCGGCCAAGAACCUUCACGAUGUAGAGGAGGCGACCGCUAUGAUCCGCCCGGCCGUCAUGUCUAAACAGUAUGGCAACGAAGACUUCCUGGCCAACCUCAUCGCUCAGGCCUGCGUGUCCAUCUUCCCCGAGUCUGGUAACUUCAGUGUGGACAACGUCAGAGUUUGCAAGAUCCUGGGCUGUGGCCUGACUUCGUCCUCGGUGCUCCAUGGGAUGGUGUUCAAGAAGGAGACGGAGGGAGACGUCACGUCAAUUAAAGACUCCAAGAUCGCAGUCUUCUCCUGCCCCUUCGACUGCAUGGUCACAGAAACCAAGGGUACAGUGUUGAUAAACAAUGCGGAGGAGCUCCUUAACUUCAGUAAGGGAGAGGAGGAUAUGAUGGAAGCCCAAGUCAAGUCCAUCGCUGAGGCAGGCGCCAACGUAGUGGUGACCGGUGGCAAAGUGGCGGAUAUGGCGCUGCACUACGCCAACAAGUACCAGCUCAUGGUCGUCAGGCUGAACUCUAAAUGGGAUCUGAGGAGACUGUGUAAGACGGUCGGCGCUGUGGCCCUGCCUAGACUGACCCCUCCCACUCCAGAGGAAAUGGGUCACUGUGACAGUGUCUACCUGGACGAGGUCGGAGACACUCAGGUGGUGGUCUUCAAACACGAGAAAGAGGAUGGUGCCAUCUCAUUGUCGUUCUCUUUCCACCUCUCUUCCUCCUCAGAGAAAGAGGAUGGUGCCAUCUCCACCCUGGUGAUUAGAGGAUCCACUGACAACCGGAUGGAUGAUAUCGAGCGAGCCAUCGACGACGGGGUCAACACCUUCAAGGUUCUGGUCCGAGACAAGAGGCUGGUGCCAGGUGCCGGAGCUACAGAGAUUGAACUGGCUAGACAGAUCACUUCAUACGGAGAGUCGUGUCCUGGUCUGGAGCAGUAUGCCAUUAAGAAGUUUGCUGAGGCGUUUGAGGCGGUGCCCAGAGCGUUGGCAGAGAACUCUGGCAUCAAGGGAAACGAGCUCAUCUCCAAACUGUACGCCGUGCAUCAUGAGGGCAACAAGAACAUGGGCUUUGACAUCGAGGGAGAGGGUGCUGCUCUGAAGGACAUGCUGGAAGCUGGGAUCCUGGAGCCUUUCCUGGUCAAACACUGGGGCAUCAAACUAGCUACCAACGCUGCCAUCACUGUGCUCCGAGUAGACCAGAUCAUCAUGGCCAAACCGGCAGGUGGACCCAAAGCCCCCACAGGCAAGAAAGACUGGGAUGAAGAUGACUGAACAUGACCUCUAACCUUUGACCACCUAACCCCUGCCACUAUGCCCCCCUCACCCCCCCCUCCCCUCCCCAACCUGGUUUUUCUAUGUUUUAUUUAAAGUCCAAAGCGUUUGGCGUAUUGUGUAGGCACCAUCCUGCAUGGUUACUGUAUGAUGGAAGGAGAGAUGACAUGGAUGGAUUGAUGAGGUCACUGUAUUGCUUUUUAUGUUCUCCUCUCAAAUAAAAGGCACUUCAUUCCUGUCA